AUGCAUGGACUUCUAAUCUAUUUGUGCCUUUUAACUUGCCUAUUUUACUUUUCGGAAGGUAAACCGUGUCCUGAAAAGACCCGUCGCCAUAAGACACGCUGCGAUGCUUUCUACAAAUGCCGCGACUUGCCCUCGAACUCCCACGUCUGGAUACCCAUCAAGUGUAAAGAGGGACUCGUUUAUGAGCAUAGUGUGGGCAGCUGUGUGUUGCCCGCCGAGGAUUGGGAAUGUCUAACCCCUAGCGAAGUAAAUAAUGCAACUAACAAGCUGUCAAGCAUGGGAAGCAAAGAAUCCGACAUUAUUAUUGUUAAUAGCGAUGAUGAGCCGGGAGUUUUACUCAAGGAGUCGCCACAGUUGCGUGACGACAACGUGGAGAUUGUGCUGGAUGCCUCCUUAAGCAGCGAAGAGCAGAGUGAACCACCUUUCAAGCCUGCACAUGAAAGCAGUGAGUAUGAAAGCUCCGCCAGCAACCAAUUCGAUUCCAGCGGCGAUGGUGAACUUGUCGAUUUGGAUAGCCAAGUGCAGCCAGAAAAUCGAGAGGGAGCGGUCAAUAUUACUUACUCUGCUUCUGUAGUGGACAAAGAGCCAAUUGCCCUAAAUAGACUGCCAAGCUCGUCAAUAGAUCCCACUCUUACAGCGCAUUUGCAACGGCUGUCGCAGCUGAUUGAUGGACUGCAGCAAACCUAUCAGAAGACGGACAAGCCACAAAUGGAAAUGCGCCCAGAUCAGUUAAAUGCUUUUCUAGCCCAUUUCGAUUUAAAAAAUCGCUACGAUAUGCUAAAUCCUUUGGGAGGGAGCCACACAGAGACCGCGACACCUACGACCCCAACAAAGCCAAUGGAGGUUUCGGCUACUACCACGGCCAGGCCAACUAUUCCAUUGCCAGAGCCAACAGUGAAUAAGACGCGUUUACAAGAGCAUUUAACCAAGCAUCGCAUGCAGCCAGAAACCAAGCUGAUGCUAUCUAAUGCCCAGCCUUUUUCCUCGUACGGUCAGGGCUAUGCGAACUCUCAGAUUGUAGUCAAUCGUCCAGAGGGAUCGGUUACAUUUACACUCCCUCAAUACGGUUCCAGCGAUGAACAUAGCCAGAAGUAUGCACAAACUCAGAGUCAUGAGUACAUAAGCGACCACGAACCCAAGGUUUCGGAGGAAACACUAAAAACUGUGCUGGAACUGUCCAAGCAGAUGAUCACCGCUCAGAACAUGCCUAAAGUGAUUCAGAAUCCGGCCUAUAAUGGAGCCUUCUAUGCACAGCCAAUUUUGCAGCCUGUCAUACUGACUACUCAAAACAAUCCUUUCCAGCAGUACUUCCCGAUGCAGAGCUUUGAGUCUCAUUCACCACCGCGGUCGCAAUAUAUGCAUCACAAGAAACAGAGCGGAUAUAACAAAAAGCAGUCGCAGCCCAGCACCACGAUCAUUCACAACAAUGUUAUACCUGUUCAUCUGGCUAGCACAAGCUCCGGCGAAAAGGAAGUACUUGAUACCUAUGGCAACAGCUUGGGCGUCUAUCCAAACAAUAACAACAACAAGAAUCAACAAAUGGACAGCAUGAACAACGGCAACAACUAUCUCAGCAAAUUUAUGGCUAUAAUGACAACACCUCGCCCCAAUUCCAGCUCCAGCUCCGGGAUGUCCGUAACCACUAUGAGUAGCCAAUAUACGGGUCAAUAUGCGGCUCCGUAUGCCAGCGAAUAUGCACAGACAACGCCGCGUCCUUUCGAGCAGCAACCAUCAGCAUCGACUGUGGCCUCCUACUAUACGCCUAGUCCGCAUCUUAAUGAGAAUAAUGCGCAUCGCGUGUUCAACACGGAGAGCUAUCCUACGUCAAUGUCCAUCGGUAUUAAUCUACCUCGCCCCAUGGACAGCCACAAUCUGUUUCCGAUACAUCUUGAGCCAGAUCAAGUGAAAAUUCGACCUAAUUCCCAAAAAAUCGAAAGCAUGGAAGUAGACGCCGAUGAAGCGAGUAAUGUUAAGUAUGUCAACAGCAAUGUGAACAACAACCACCUGCACGGGAACAACAACUACAACAAUAUGCAUAGCGGGUCUCAUACACUGACCUACAGCAGUGGCGACUCAACGGAUCUAAUGGGCAUGAACCAUCAAUUAGCACCUAGCUCGUAUGUGGAUCAGAGCUAUGCGAUGAACGAGCAGCAUCGACCUGACUAUAGUCCAUCCUACAUGUCCAAUCUACCAGCCAGCAUGAGCAGUGUAUAUAACGAACCCAUGGGCAACAGCAUGUACCCAUCUGCCAUGAGCUCUGCUAAUAGCAUGCAGCUUAUGUCCGGAAAAACAAAAUAUCCAUCUGCAUUGGGUCAGCUCGUAAGCUUCAACGGCAACUUUAUCAGUUUGGAUAUGUUUCAGAAGUCGAUAUUGCCAUUGAUGACACAAUCGCCGUCGGCGUUGUCCGAGCUUGGCAAAGUCGAGGUGAUCACAUGUCAGGCCGGUGUACGUCAGCCGAAUCAGACUGACUGCACCCGUUACUUUGUGUGUAGUAAGAAGGAUGGCAAAGUCUUGUCCUACUCUUGCCCACCCUAUACGGGCUUUAAUAAGCAGACGCGCAUAUGCGACGCAGCAACUUAUGCCCAGUGUGGCACUGUGCCAAUCCUCAAUGGCUAUUCGAUUGAGGAGAACAAGCGACUGCAGAUCGAAGCCCUUAAGAUGCUGAGCGAAGCCAAGCGGCGACAGGAGGCCACGCUUAAGAGUCAGAGUAUUGCCAAUCUUUUGCAACAAUAUGGCAGUAUGUCGGAGCCAAGUGGAUCUGCUGUCCCGUCUAGCAUGGAACACAGCUUGCUGGACACCUUCAUGGUCAACUUGCCCGAGCCAACUACCACGCCGCGCCCUACGCCAGUCAUUCUUACCCUGCCACCCAUCAGCAACAGUAAUAGCAACAUCAGCAGCAGCGGGUCGGCGAAGAAGCGCAAAUAUUACUGCAGGGAGGGCGAUAAGAUACCCGACCAGACCUCCAUCAGCAGCUACUUCGUUUGCUACAAGACCGCCCAAGGUCAGAUGAAAGGUCACAAGAUGACAUGCUCGAAGGGCCUGCUCUUCUGUCCCCGAACGCUGAUGUGCACGCUCGCUAGCAAAUGCUCCGGCUAGUUAGCUGGAACCUAAUCUAAAUAGUGUUCUAAGUUAUUUAUUUUAAAAUUAAGCAACGAUUUUCUAUAUGAAAUUAAUAACAGUAAUAAUGAU
Messenger RNA from Drosophila hydei, 3189 nucleotides. RefSeq lists its product as uncharacterized. The transcript has 2 exons. NCBI's taxonomy places the organism in Eukaryota, Metazoa, Arthropoda, Insecta, Diptera, Drosophilidae. Gene Ontology annotation, molecular function: chitin binding. The coding region runs from base 1 to 3096 and encodes 1031 amino acids. The record is from RefSeq and is a predicted model, not a curated record. Gene Ontology annotation, cellular component: extracellular region.